AACUUGGGAGAAAGAGUGCGAAUUAUUCGGAUCCGUCUCUAUAUAUACCCGCUUCUCCGUUCCGUAAAAUCACACUGCAUUUGCGCUCUGCUCUUCUUCUUCUCUGCUUCUCCAUUUCUCUGGUCUGUAGAUCUGCACUUCUCCAUUUUCACCAAAGAAAAAAACAUGGACACCUUCCUAUUCACCUCAGAGUCCGUCAACGAAGGACACCCCGACAAGCUCUGCGAUCAAGUCUCGGACGCCAUUCUCGAUGCUUGCCUCGAACAGGACCCCGAGAGCAAAGUCGCCUGUGAGACAUGCACCAAGACCAACAUGGUCAUGGUCUUUGGUGAGAUCACAACCAAGGCUAACGUUGACUACGAGAAGAUAGUCCGAUCCACAUGCAGAGGUAUCGGCUUCAUCUCACCAGAUGUUGGCCUUGAUGCUGACAACUGCAAAGUCCUGGUCAACAUCGAGCAACAGAGCCCCGACAUUGCCCAGGGUGUCCACGGUCACCUCACCAAGAAACCUGAAGACAUUGGAGCUGGCGACCAAGGUCACAUGUUCGGCUAUGCAACCGAUGAAACACCUGAGCUCAUGCCGCUCACUCAUGUCUUGGCAACAAAACUCGGUGCUAAGCUCACUGAAGUGAGAAAGAACAAAACUUGCGGUUGGUUGAGGCCCGAUGGAAAAACCCAAGUCACUGUUGAGUACAAAAAUGACAACGGUGCUAUGGUUCCGAUCAGAGUCCACACUGUCCUAAUCUCCACUCAGCAUGACGAAACUGUCACAAACGAGCAGAUUGCAAUCGACUUGAAAGAGCAUGUGAUCAAGCCAGUGAUUCCAGCUCAGUAUCUUGAUGACAAAACCAUCUUCCACCUUAACCCAUCUGGCCGAUUCGUGAUCGGUGGCCCACAUGGAGAUGCUGGUCUCACCGGAAGGAAGAUCAUCAUCGACACCUACGGUGGCUGGGGUGCCCAUGGUGGUGGUGCUUUCUCCGGCAAAGAUCCAACCAAGGUUGACAGGAGCGGUGCCUACGUUGUGAGGCAGGCGGCAAAGAGUAUCGUUGCCUCUGGGCUUGCUCGCAGGUGCAUUGUGCAGGUUUCGUAUGCUAUCGGUGUGGCUGAGCCGCUCUCUGUGUUUGUUGAUACUUACAAGACUGGAACGAUUCCGGACAAGGAUAUUCUGGUCCUUAUUAAGGAGAACUUUGACUUCAGGCCCGGAAUGAUUGCUAUCAACCUCGACUUGAAGAGAGGAGGUAACUUUAGGUACCAGAAGACUGCUGCAUACGGUCACUUUGGUCGUGAUGAUGCUGACUUCACCUGGGAGACUGUCAAGACACUCAAGCCUAAAGCUUGAGUCUUUUUUUAAGGGCUACAUAUAUACAGACAACACUUCUGCAAAUUGGUAUUUUAUUUUCUUUUGUUGUUGGAAUUAUAUUAGUUGCAGAUUGAAUAAACAAAGUUGGCUGGCUGGAUAUAUAUCGAAGGUUGCGCGGAUAUGUUGAAGGACGCCGAGAUCGAAGAUUAGUACGGGUUUUAAUUUUUUUUAAAAUUUUUAUUUUGAGGGAUAUGCAUGGGAGAGUCUAUUGUAUUUGUUGAAUGUGUUUGUUGUUAUUUUGAUGUUUGUUUUGCGGUUAGCAAAGUUGUUAUCCUACUAUUCUAUUUUUCUGCAGCAGGCUCAGUAGUCUGGAAUGAGUCUUUGCUUUGAAUGUAUUAUGUCUUUUUUCAUACUUUCUGAAAUUACCAAACUGUUCUAUGAAAAUUGUUUUUUCAUAUU
Erythranthe guttata (spotted monkey flower) is the source of this 1758-nucleotide messenger RNA. RefSeq names its product methionine adenosyltransferase 3 (gene MAT3). Gene Ontology annotation, biological process: S-adenosylmethionine biosynthetic process. NCBI's taxonomy places the organism in Eukaryota, Viridiplantae, Streptophyta, Magnoliopsida, Lamiales, Phrymaceae. Gene Ontology annotation, molecular function: methionine adenosyltransferase activity; ATP binding. The record is from RefSeq and is a predicted model, not a curated record.